Molecule: messenger RNA, 4006 nt
Organism: Cebus imitator (Panamanian white-faced capuchin)
Lineage: Eukaryota; Metazoa; Chordata; Mammalia; Primates; Cebidae
Gene: ADGRD2
Product: adhesion G protein-coupled receptor D2
Exons: 28
Coding region: 370-3582 (1070 amino acids)
Biological process (GO): cell surface receptor signaling pathway; adenylate cyclase-activating G protein-coupled receptor signaling pathway
Cellular component (GO): membrane
Molecular function (GO): G protein-coupled receptor activity
Source: RefSeq, a predicted model, not a curated record
GCAGACGGUGAACAGCCACAGGCGCCAGGCCAGGCGAAGCGGCUGAGCAACUGGAGCUGGGAACAGGGGAGGGACCAGCGGGUGAAGGGGAGGCCCCUGACUCAGGCCCUGGCGCCUCGCGGAAGAGGGACGCGCAGUGGCGGACAAACUUCGCAUCUCUCUCUCGGACCUCAACGAGUUGGGACCCUGAGCUCUGUUUUGCCCCUCUCCAGCCAGCGCCUGCUGCUGCCUCCCCCUCUCCCAGCUCUCCAGGGAGACAGUGUUUCCCUGCUUCAGUCCUGAAGGGGCUCCUGGAGACCAUCUUUUGUGCAAUCCAUGCUGGCCCACCUGUGACCCCUGCUGUCUGUCACCUGCUCUGCUGGAUCCAAGAUGGCCCUGUGGUGCUACUGUCUUCUCUGCCUUUUGAUCAGGAGUCUCUCUGGGACCCCCUCCAAUUCCCCAGGUGAAUCAAGGAGCCCUUGGGCCCCAGCCCCCGUGGCCCCCGGCGAGGUGGUAGAGACUGCAGGUGGGGUGUGCAAGUUCUCUGCACAGCGGCUGAGCUGGUGGCAGGCCCAAGAGUCCUGCGAGCAGCAGUUUGGCCACCUGGCACUGCAGCCCCCUGAUGGGGUUCUUGUUUCACGGCUACGCGACCCGGUCUGGAUGGGCCAAAGAGAGGCCCCUCUGCGGAGACCCCCGCAGAGGCGUACGCACACCACCGCCGCGCUGGUGUUCGGCCAGAGGACGGCUGACCGGGCGGCGCGGCUGCGGAGCCCCCUGCCCGAAUUGGCGGCGCUGACCGCGUGUGCUCACCUGCAGUGGGACUGUGACUCGCCUGACGCCGCAGCUCUCUUCUCCGUCGCCGCACCAGCGCUGCCCAACGCGCUGCAGCUGCGCGCCUUCGCCGAGCCGGGGGGCGUGGUGCGCGCUGCGCUGGUGGUGCGUGGGCACCACGGGCCCUUCCUCGCCGUCUUCCGCGCCGACCGCCGCUGGCACCAUGAUCAGGACUCUCUGGGCGGCGGCUUCUCGGCGCGUGACGCCUUCAGCGGCAAUCUCACUGACUUCCAUCUGUGGGCGCGGGUGCUGAGCCCCGCGCAACUGCACCGGGCACGGGCCUGCGCGCCGCCCCACGAGGGCCUGCUCUUCCGCUGGGACCCGGGCGCUCUGGACGUCGCGCCCUCGCUGCUGCCCACGGUGUGGUCCCUGGGACUCGACCCACCCCUUGUCAACCAAGCCACGCCCAGCUCUGGCCACGCCCUCUCCGGGCCAGCUGGCUUGCGAAGUCAGCAUCAGCUUGGUCCCAGCUGCCUGGGGCUCUACGUUCGUCCCCUGGCCGCCUUACCCCAGCCCCGUGCCGGCCACAUGCCCUCCGAGGAGUGCCCCACAUGGAACCCAGGACCUCGCACCGAGGGCUCGGAGCUCUGCCUGGAGCCGCAGCCCUUCCUCUGCUGCUACCGGACAGAGACCUAUCGGCGGCUGCAGGAUGCCCAAUCGUGGCCUGGCCAGGAUGUUAUCAGCCAAGUCAAUGCCUUGGCCAAUGACAUUGUGCUCUUUCCAGAUCCCCUCUCUGAAGCCCGUGGGGCCCUGUCCCUGGCAGAGGCCUCCAGCUUCCUGGGCCUUCUGGAGCAUGUCCUGGUGAUGGAGGUGUCUUCUCUGGGGCCGGCCGCACUGCUGGCUGUUGUGUGCUUCCUGAAGAGGGUGGCGGCCAUCGGGGCUGGGGAGCCGGAGCUGUUGCUGACAGGGCCGUGGGAGCAGCUGGGCCAGGGCGUUGUAUCCGUGGCCAGCCUGGUCCUGGAGGAGCAGGUGGCUGACACAUGGCUGUCCAUCCGUGAGGUGGUUGGCGGGCCUAUGGCCCUGGUGGCGAGUGUGCAGCAGCUGGCACUGCUGCUGAGCACCACGAUGACCUCAGAACGGCCCCGAGUGCGCAUCCAGCACCGCCAUGCUGAUUUGCUUUGGGCAAGUCGCUGCAACUCUCUGAGCAGGAAUGGUGGCCUCCUAGGCCUGUGGCAGGAAGAGACGGAUGCAGACCCUGCCAGCUGGGCCUGCUCGGCAGAAAGACCUCCAUCCGAGGUCCAGCCACAGCCUCAUUUACCCCCAGGCCUGGAGCCAGGCCUCUCUGGAGUCACCGUGAUUCACAGCUGGUUCACCUCCAGAGUCUUCCAGCAGACCCUGUGGGGGCUGGGUCUAGAGCCCCAGGCCCCCGCCAGCUCAGAGAAGGCAAACAGGGUGCAGAGGUUCCUAAGCACCCAAGUGGGGUCAGCCAUCAUCUCCUCUGAAGUGUGGGUCGAAACUGGAGAGGUCAGCAUGGCCGUGAACUUUCAUCUGCAACACCAGGCCCAGGCCUUCCGUCAGAAGCUGGUGGAGCCUGUCUGUGCUUUCUGGAACUUCAGUAUCAGCCCAUAUACAGGGGGUGCCUGGGCCACCACAGGCUGCUCCGUGGCUGCUCUGUACCGGGACUCCACCGCCUGCUUCUGCAACCAUAGCACCAGCUUUGCCAUCCUGCUGCAGGUCUAUGACGUACAGAGAGGCCCUGAGGAGGAGUCGCUGCUGAGGACCCUCUCGUUUGUGGGCUGUGGCGUGUCCUUCUGUGCUCUCACCACCACCUUCUUGCUCUUCCUGGUGGCCGGGGUCCCCAAGUCAGAGCGAACCACAGUGCACAAGAACCUCACCUUCUCCCUGGCCUCUGCAGAGGGCUUCCUCAUGGCCAGCGAGUGGGCCAGGGGUAAUGAGGUGGCGUGUGUGGCUGUCACCAUUGCGAUGCACUUCCUCUUCCUGGUGGCGUUCUCCUGGAUGCUGGUGGAGGGGCUGCUGCUGUGGAGCAAGGUGGUGGCCGUGAGCAUGCGCCCUGGCCCACGCAUGUGGCUCUACCAUGCUACCGGCUGGGGCGUGCCAGUGGGCAUCGUGGCGGCCACUCUGGCCACACAGCCCCAUGACUAUGUGGCCCCCGGACACUGCUGGCUCAGUGUGCACACAGACGCCAUCUGGGCCUUCGUGGGGCCUGUGCUCUUCGUGCUGACUGCCAACACCUGCAUCCUGGUCCGUGUGGUGAUGGUCACCGUGUCCAGCGCCCGCCGCCGUGCCCGCAUGUUGAGUCCACAGCCCUGCCUGCAGCAGCAGAUCCGGACCCAGAUAUGGGCCACAAUGAAGCCUGUGCUGGUCCUGCUGCCCGUCCUGGGCCUGACCUGGCUGGUGGGCAUCCUGGUGCACCUGAGCCCUGCCUGGGCCUAUGCUGCCGUGGGCCUCAACUCCGUCCAGGGGCCGUACAUCUUCCUGGUCUAUGGUGCCUGCAAUGAGGAGGUGCAGAGCGCCCUGCAGAGGAUGGCUGAGAAGAAGUCCUGUGCCAGCCCUGCCAGCAGGGGAACCAGCCUGAGGCCCCCAGGUCCCUGGGAGGCAGACCGAGGCAGCCCCGGGGCCUUGGCUCCACCCCGGAGACACAUGGCUCUCAGAGGGACCUAUGGCCCUAGAAACCCCUCAGCCUUCUCCUCCAUCGCAAACCCCGAGAGACAGGCUGUGGAACUGACAGCGUUCAAAGCUUCAGGUACAGUCCCCACCUCAGGGGGUCCCCUCUUUCCUUUUUGGGACUGUACCAGGAUGGAAGUGAUUUGAAAUCAAUCAUACCCAACCCCCCACAAUUGCAGAGGCCCUCUCCUCACUUGGCAGGUCCUCUGGGAGCACUGGGGGCCUGGUGGGGAACAGGCAGUGCCCCUUCGGAGGGGUUCAUUAGAGAAUAGGUCGUGGAACCCUAUUGAGAGCGGGUGCUGCCAAGGCACACAGCCUGCCUUCCUCUGUCCUCCCCCCAUCUCUGCCCCACAAACCCAGUACACCCCCUCGCCCUCUGAGGGCCUCGUCCUGAUGCUGUGGGAUUCAGAGCCUUCCAAACUCACUGAGGGACAGCGCUUUCCUCCAAAGCUGUGGGUCCCCACCUAGACAGCUGAUAGGGGAAUGACAGGUGCUGGGGGACUGUGGGAGGCUGAGGACACCCCAGGUGCGACUCAGGGAGAGGACUGAAGCCUGAGGAGCUCAGCUGGGC